CUCUAGCUGCCAGUGCCGCUGUCAUGGCGUCUGAGGCGCUGUCUGAGGAGAACCCGCCGCGGUCUCUUUAGAGCGAGGGGCGGGCGGCUGGGUAUGGAGAGCGGCCCCGAGAGCCUGCAGCCGCUAGAACACGGAGUGGCCGCCGGGCCGGCGCCAGGGACAGGCUCUCCGCAGGAAGGGCGACAGGAGACCAGGCUCGCCACUGGGGAUGGUCCUGGAGUAUGGGCGGCGGAGAGCAGCGGCGGGAAGGGGCAGGGGGCGGCAGCCGCCGGGAGGAGCCUCUCGGACUCGGCUUCUCCCGCCGGCUCGCCUCGGGUUCUCGUACCCUGCAGCUCCCUCCCGGGCUUGGACUUGAAGGGAAGCGAUUUGGAGAGUCCUGCUGCCCAGAAGGCGCCUCUGACAGGGCAGCACAAGGUGACCGCCUCCCCGGAGGCAGCCGAGGCCGGAGCCGACCAUGAGUUGGGUCCGGCCGGAGACGCGGGCGCCCUCCCGGAUCCCGCCGGCACCUGCCGGGCAGAGUCGGCGGCCGCGGGCUCCGAGGAGCCCAGCAGCGGCGGCGGCCUCAGCAGCAGUUGCAGCGACCCGAGCCCUCCCGGGGAAUCGCCGAGCCUGGACUCCCUGGAGUCGUUCUCUAACCUGCAUUCUUUCCCAAGUAGCUCCGAGUUCAAUAGUGAGGAAGGAGCUGAGAACAGGGUCCCCGAGGAGGAGGAGGGCGCGGCGGUGUUGCCCCGGGCUGUGCCUCUGUGCCGAGAGGAGGAGCAGGAGGAGGGGGAGGCAGCCCAGGUGCUGGCGGCCUCCAGGGAACGCUUCCCGGGACAGUCUGUUUAUCAUAUCAAGUGGAUCCAGUGGAAGGAAGAGAACACACCCAUCAUCACGCAGAAUGAGAAUGGCCCCUGCCCUUUACUGGCCAUCCUCAAUGUUUUGCUUCUGGCCUGGAAGGUGAAACUUCCACCGAUGAUGGAAAUCAUAACUGCUGAACAGCUGAUGGAAUAUUUAGGAGAUUACAUGCUUGAUGCAAAGCCAAAAGAAAUUUCAGAAAUUCAACGUUUAAACUAUGAGCAGAAUAUGAGUGAUGCUAUGGCAGUACUGCACAAACUACAGACAGGCUUGGAUGUAAAUGUAAAAUUCACUGGUGUUCGAGUGUUUGAAUAUACACCAGAAUGCAUAGUAUUUGAUCUUCUUGAUAUUCCUUUGUACCAUGGAUGGCUAGUGGACCCUCAGAUUGAUGACAUUGUAAAAGCUGUUGGUAACUGCAGCUACAACCAGCUAGUGGAGAAGAUCAUCUCUUGUAAGCAGUCAGACAACAGUGAGCUGGUUAGUGAAGGCUUUGUAGCUGAGCAGUUUCUAAAUAACACAGCCACUCAACUGACAUACCAUGGAUUAUGUGAACUAACUUCAACGGUUCAGGAAGGAGAACUUUGUGUGUUCUUUCGGAAUAAUCAUUUUAGCACCAUGACCAAAUACAAGGGUCUACUGUAUUUGUUGGUAACAGACCAGGGGUUUCUCACUGAAGAAAAAGUUGUUUGGGAAAGCCUACACAAUGUUGAUGGUGAUGGAAAUUUCUGUGACUCAGAAUUUCAUCUGCGACCUCCUUCUGAUCCUGAAACUGUAUACAGAGGACAACAAGAUCAGAUAGAUCAGGACUAUCUUAUGGCAUUAUCUCUGCAACAAGAACAGCAGAGCCAAGAGAUCAAUUGGGAACAAAUACCUGAAGGAAUCAGUGAUUUGGAACUAGCAAAGAAACUCCAAGAAGAAGAGGAUAGACGAGCUUCUCAAUAUUACCAGGAACAGGAACAAGCAGCAGCAGCUGCUGCUUCUGCUUCUACACAGGCCCAGCAAAGCCAGCCAGCACAAGCCUCUCCAUCGAGUGGCAGACAGUCUGGGAAUAGUGAACGUAAACGAAAGGAACCUCGAGAAAAAGAUAAAGAAAAAGAAAAGGAAAAAAAUAGCUGUGUCAUUUUGUAACAAGUGUGGAUCUUGUUGGAACCAUCUGUAUGUCUUCAGAAACAAAACCAUAGGCGGAAAGGAAGAAAAACCGAUAAAUACCGUCUGUGCCUGAUUUCCCAAUGGAUUUUGUUCAUGUUUUUCAGGGGAAAGGUUGUUACUUAGUUACAAUCA
Messenger RNA from Eubalaena glacialis (North Atlantic right whale), 2118 nucleotides. RefSeq names its product MINDY lysine 48 deubiquitinase 2 (gene MINDY2). Lineage: Eukaryota; Metazoa; Chordata; Mammalia; Artiodactyla; Balaenidae. Gene Ontology annotation, molecular function: cysteine-type deubiquitinase activity; cysteine-type carboxypeptidase activity; K48-linked deubiquitinase activity. The transcript has 9 exons. Gene Ontology annotation, biological process: protein K48-linked deubiquitination. Gene Ontology annotation, cellular component: cytosol; cell periphery. The coding region runs from base 94 to 1965 and encodes 623 amino acids. The record is from RefSeq and is a predicted model, not a curated record.